This is a messenger RNA of Scatophagus argus, 3590 nucleotides long. Its product is annotated as homer protein homolog 1-like. Lineage: Eukaryota; Metazoa; Chordata; Actinopteri; Scatophagidae. Gene Ontology annotation, molecular function: G protein-coupled glutamate receptor binding. Gene Ontology annotation, biological process: regulation of store-operated calcium entry; G protein-coupled glutamate receptor signaling pathway. Bases 996 to 2066 code for a protein of 356 amino acids. The record is from RefSeq and is a predicted model, not a curated record. Gene Ontology annotation, cellular component: cytoplasm; postsynaptic density; plasma membrane. The transcript is spliced from 10 exons.
UCGUUAGAUUAAUGCUACCCACAGAGCAGCAGCAGCAGAGGCAGAGGAUGGAGCAAAUGAAUGAGAUGUGGGUCGAUGAGAGGAUAAACCGGCCGAUGGAGCAUCAGCAUCGUACCUUGACAUGAUCUGAAUCCCGGGUUGACGCUUACGCUUGAAUUACAAAGAUGAAGCCCCGUCUUGAAAGAAGAUGUCCCUCAUCAGCAAGCGGCGGCAAACGUCUCACUUGCGGCAGUAAAACACUUGGUUGAAGGAUUUUAAUGGCACAGCCGACGGCGAGAGAGAGCCAGCGACUGAAACCGGGAUUUAUGAACAGUCGGUUUAUUGAGAUUGAGCGGUGAGAUUUACUGGUUUGUUUUCUCUACACGGACCGGUCUGUCUACUGUUGGUCAUUUUUCAGCGUUGUCCUCUGUGGAGAUCACACACACCAGCAGCAGUCAACGGAGUAUUUACAUUAAGCUAGCAACGAAUGGAUAAAGCUAGCUUAUUUAGAGACUGUGCGAUAUUUUACCGGUUAGACAACAUUUUUGGUACUCCCCUUCUCUUCCCGUCAUCAUUUUCUCCUUUUAUUUAAAAGGGCGAUUUUGAAAGCUUAAUUUGGUUAUAAAUCACUCUGCCAGUCCUGUCAGCCUCGUCCCGUGUUUAGCUCGAUAAUCCUCGUUUGCGCUUAACUGGUUGGUUUAAUUUAAGCUAGCUAACAGUAGUAGCCGCUAGCGUCUGCGCUGCUUCUCGCUCAUCAUGCGUUCACUGACACGGCUGCUGGGAUGAAACCAACACCCCACCAAAAUGAAGUCAAGGGCAUGACAACAACAAGCCAUGUCGGACUGAGAAGAGCACCGUGGCUCCGUCGGCCGUGAAGUCACAACAACCAGACAGACACAGAGAGAGAGAGAGAGAGGGGAUCAAAAGCUGAAGCUAACCUCCAGCCUGUUCACACCGCCCUCAAGAGACCCGAGAGAGAGGAUCAUUUUCGAAUCAAGCCUCCAAAUCCAGCCAAAAUGGGAGAGCAGCCCAUCUUCAGUACACGGGCCCACGUCUUCCAGAUCGACCCAAACACCAAGAAGAAUUGGGUUCCCACCAGUAAACAUGCUGUCACAGUCUCCUACUUCUUCGACAGUACCAGGAAUGUAUAUCGAAUCAUCAGUCUGGAUGGAUCUAAGGCCAUCAUCAACAGCACCAUCACCCCCAACAUGACGUUCACCAAGACAUCGCAGAAGUUUGGCCAGUGGGCCGACAGCCGGGCGAACACUGUCUACGGCCUCGGCUUCUCGUCCGAGAGCCACCUGACUAAGUUUGCGGAGAAAUUUGCUGAGUUCAAGGAGGCAGCGCGAUUAGCCAAGGAGAAGUCUCAGGAGAAGAUCGAGCUCACCAGCACUCCCUCUCAGGAGUCGGCACCAGGUGAUCUGCAGUCACCUUUGACCUCUGAGAGCAUCAACGGUACAGACGACGAGAGAGUCGCACCGAACACACCUCAGCACAGCGACGCCAGAGCAGAGCCUUCCCAGAAUGCACUGCCCUUCUCGCACAGUUCAUCCAGCAUCACUAAACACUGGGAGGCGGAGCUGGCGGCGCUCAAGGGGAACAACGCCAAGCUGACGGCGGCUCUGCUCGAGUCCACAGCCAACGUCAAGCAGUGGAAACAACAGCUGGCGGCCUAUCAGGAGGAGGCCGAGAGGCUACACAAACGGGUGACGGAGCUGGAGUGUGUGAGCGGCCAAACCACCGUGAACAAAUCCCAAAAAACAGAACUCAACCAAACCAUAGAGGAGCUGGAGUUGGCUUUGAAGGCCAAGGAGGAGGAGCUAGAGAGGCUUAAAGCGGAGGUGGAGAGUGCCAACGAGUUCCAGGCUCAGAGAGACUCGCUCACACUGAAGCUACAGGACACGGAGUCCAGGAACCAGACGCUGGAGGCCCAGCUGAGCGACCUGGAGCAGCGCCUGGAGAGCAGCCAGCAGGAGAGGGAAGCCUUUCGGAAGAGCCUGCGCUCGCUGCUGGAGCUGCUGGACAGCAAGAUCUUCGAGCUGACGGAGCUGCGGGACACGCUGGCCAAGCUCCUGCAGGGCAGCUAAAGACACCGACACCACCACCUCCACCACCUCCACCUCCACCACAGCCAGCGCUCAGAGAACAAAUCACCUGCAUGUUGGCUCUCACACCGACACGUAAAGCAACUUGAAUUCUCUCUCUUUUUCUUUUCCACAUGUAUACGAUACGUGUAAAAGAGUAUGUUUACACACAGCGUUAUGCAUUAACGGUACACACACGUUGUUACGGUACACGUUUACAAAGACGCCAAGUAAAGAGGCUUUGCUUGGACCAUGCCUUCCCUCCGCUCCACUCUGGAAAACUCUCUAACGACACGUUAAAACUUCUUAACGACUUUAUUUUUGUCUCUACGAAUGUCAUUCCGUUUGACGGGAUGUUUUGUUGUUGUUGCUCCUUCAAUCACAAAGACUUUUUUUUGUAUUUAAAGACAUCCUGUGCUUUUUGGAUUUGGUGCAUCCUGCUGUCGCCUGGAGACGGCGAUCAUUCAGAUUUUCUCUUCCUCACGUCAACGUCAGCCAAAACGUACACUCGGAGUCACUGUAGAAGGACUCGGAUGGGCUUUUCCUGCACUCUGAGCUCGAUUCACUUUCAGUUAUUUGGACUUUUGAAGGGGACGAGAUGAUCGAGGGUCUGAUGUUCUUCUACAAUAUACGAGCAAUACAAAAAGCAUCAAGCAUCAGAGGGUUGAUGAACACUUUCCACUCUCACUUUCAGGUAAUUUUACUCUCGGAUACGUUUAGACCACAAGCGAGGCGGGAUUUUAUUCAACGGUCUUUCUUUCUAUACACUUUUUCCUUUUUUUUUUUAAGAGUACUUCUAUAACAACUUCAUAGUGCACUUGUAAAAACGGAGUUUGUGUGUGAGUGAGUCAGCUGUUUUUCUUUGCCCCUCUCGUUUCUGUUGCGACUUGAAGUGCAAUGAUUGAAUCCUUUUCUUUGUUAAUUUAUUAGCAAACUGCUCCUGAAGAUGAAGGCGGAAGUUGUACAAAAGCAAAGAUCUUUAUUUACAUCUCGUUUUCACUUUAUCUUUUUUUUUUAAUUAAUAUUGUUUGGUACGUGGGUGUCGAGGUGGUUCUGUUUUUGGAAAAACUGGCAAUAUUUUUGAUGUAUUUAUCAGAGGGAAUGAAAGCAUAGCAGGCGAUCGCAGGGUGGAUUUGCAGAGAAUUUUUUCUUUUGCCAAAUAACGUUUUCCUGUACAGAUUAGAAUUUUUGCUGAUGUUGCCUUUGGUACAGAGAUGCAUCAGUGGUAGCUGACUAGCGGUACUUUCUUUUAGCGGGAUUUACUUUUGCCAAAAAUUCAGCGACGUUAAGAGGAAUACGACGUACACACCUGAAGAACACUAUUUUAAGGGCUUGUUGACUUGGGGCUUGUUCGAGUACAUUUGGGAGACUUGAAUGACUUCAUCACGUUGAAAAUCUGUGAAUAUUGCAGCUUGGAAAGGGAAAAAAAACAAACAUUUGAAUACGAGUUUUAAUUGUUGAUUAUAUCACGUGCUUAAAAACACAAAUUGUAAUUUUGAGUUUAUAGUAAAACAAAACCAAAUGACA